Molecule: messenger RNA, 504 nt
Organism: Talaromyces stipitatus ATCC 10500
Lineage: Eukaryota; Fungi; Ascomycota; Eurotiomycetes; Eurotiales; Trichocomaceae
Exons: 3
Coding region: 1-504 (167 amino acids)
Molecular function (GO): oxidoreductase activity
Source: RefSeq, a predicted model, not a curated record
AUGGCUGCAAGCAAUCCCUCCCGGCAGCUCCUCUGCCUCACGAUGCUCGGAUACAAGAAACCGGGUCUAACAGAGGAAGAGCUGUGCAGCUUUCAGGUUUGCCAACACUCCCAGCUUGUCUGCGGUUUGAUGGAGAAAUACGGGGUGGUUCGAUACAGUAUAACCCAUAAUGCUGCCAAGCCCAUGAACCUCCUUCCCAGGGUAUUCGAUCCCAAGUACGUGGAAUUCUCGGAUUAUGACUUCAUUGUCCAGAUCAUUAUUCCAAAUCUGGAUGUGUUUUUCGCCCUUAAGGAGGACCCCGUUUACCAGGAACGCGUGGCCAUGGAUCACCUCAACUUUGCCGAUCGAAGCAGCCCGUCUCGAAAGACUCGGAUGAGCCUUGGAUAUGUCCACGAAAUCAUUCGUGACGGCAAGGUGGUCUACGUGGACGCAGUUGAGCCCGAGUGUCAGAUCUACAAUAAUUUGCUCAGUGAUCAGGGGAAAUUCAUUGCUGCAGACGCUUGA